Messenger RNA from Alternaria atra, 666 nucleotides. RefSeq lists its product as uncharacterized. The record is from RefSeq and is a predicted model, not a curated record. The transcript has a single exon. Lineage: Eukaryota; Fungi; Ascomycota; Dothideomycetes; Pleosporales; Pleosporaceae. The coding region runs from base 1 to 666 and encodes 221 amino acids.
AUGACACCAUGCUUAGAUCAUGACACCUACAACGACUGCAGACAGUAUACACCUUUUGAACAUCUCAUGACCAGACAUUCGAUUGUUUUGAACCUUAGUCCGUCGCAAUCACUACCGAAGCCUCCACCUACCUUCAAGACGAGUGCUUCCCACUACACCAACAAUACUGCGCUUUCCCUGGACGAGAAGGAGCAGUCCAAUAUCCCAAAAAUGCGUCCUUCAGACGUUACUAUUUAUCCCGCCAACGUCGUCGCCUCUGCCCGUGGAACUGACUCCUAUCCACGUAUGGCUAACAGCGCAACCGGUCACGUUCAGCCUAGUACUCAGCUGUACCCUCACCAACAAUAUCAGUCCCGGAUCUCUCAUCCAUCUCACAACGUGCCUUCCGUGCCGCCGCCACCACCGCCGCCUCGCCAGCCAGCUCGUGCCAUUGGAAAUGCAGUCAACGAUCUGCUCCCCUACUGCACGACCGAACCACCACUGAGCGAAGCCCAAGUCAUCGCUCUGAGUGACGUCUCGGGUAGUCUGAGGGAGCUUGUGGUACUAGCUCUGGGUGCUACUUUUGGUACAGCGGGCUGUAUGGAGAAACUGGACGGUGCAGUGGGUCGGCAGGCUGCAGCGAACAUUGCAGAGUUCUUCGCUGACGAAUGGGAGAUUGAGGGAUGA